Messenger RNA from Lachancea lanzarotensis, 1074 nucleotides. It is a transcript of the gene SUA7, whose product is annotated as LALA0S01e09450g1_1. The transcript has a single exon. Gene Ontology annotation, biological process: transcription preinitiation complex assembly; transcription initiation at RNA polymerase II promoter. The record is from RefSeq and is a predicted model, not a curated record. NCBI's taxonomy places the organism in Eukaryota, Fungi, Ascomycota, Saccharomycetes, Saccharomycetales, Saccharomycetaceae. Gene Ontology annotation, cellular component: nucleus; transcription preinitiation complex. Gene Ontology annotation, molecular function: RNA polymerase II general transcription initiation factor activity; TBP-class protein binding. The coding region runs from base 1 to 1074 and encodes 357 amino acids.
AUGUCUCUACCUGCAGCAGCAUCCGCAAACGCGGCAGCCUCAGCUAGAAGAAAGGGCCCCAAUCUCAACAUUGUGGUUUCGUGCCCCGAAUGCAAGGUCUACCCCCCCAAAGUUGCUGAGCGUUUUAGUGAAGGAGACGUUGUCUGUGCUUUGUGCGGUCUGGUACUUUCCGACAGAAUUGUAGAUACCAGGUCUGAAUGGCGUACGUUUUCAAAUGAUGACCAGAACGGUGAUGAUCCAAGUCGUGUUGGUGAGGCCUCCAACCCGCUUCUGGACGGUAACCAUUUGUCUACGAGAAUAGGCCAAGCUCAAGGAAGCGACAUUAAACUGAUGAGGGACUUAAGUCGUGCCCAAAGCAAGAGUAUUGUCGACAAAAAGGAUAAUGAGCUGCAAGCUGCUUACGCUAAGAUCACGAUGAUGUGCGACGCGGCGGAAUUACCUAAAAUUGUGAAAGACUGUGCGAAGGAAGCAUACAAGAUUUGUCACGAAGAAAGAGUGCUCAAGGGUAAAUCACAAGAAAGUAUCAUGGCUUCUGUUAUUUUGGUGGGUUGCAGAAGGGCCGAGGUCGGUAGAUCCUUCAAAGAAAUUCUCUCCUUGACGAAUGUUAAGAAAAAGGAAAUUGGUAAGACCUUCACCAUCAUAAAGAACAUAUUGAGGGAGAAGAAUGCCAACGGCUUUGCAAACAUCGAUACCUCGACCAUCUCCUCCGGUCAAACCUCUGCUGAGACUUUCAUCCCUCGUUUUUGCUCUCAUUUGGGCCUCUCUGUGCAAAUUGCGAACGCUGCUGAGUAUAUUGCAAAACAUUCCAAAGACAUCAAUGUGUUGGCUGGUAAAUCUCCGAUUACAAUAGCCGCAUCCGCUAUUUACUUGGCGAUUCAGUUGUUCAAAGUUAACAUCACCGCCACACAGGUCUCUCACACGCUGCAAGUCACUGAAGGAACCAUUAAAGGUGGGUACAAAAUCCUAUAUGAGUACAGACACAAAGUAGUCGACCCUCAACUUGUUGCUUCAGGAAGGAUUAAUCUAGACAAUUUGUCCAAAAUUAGUGACAAAGGUGAAAAGAUUGCUGAAUAG